AUGUCAAACAUUCAGAAGGUCGAAUAUGAGGCACUCACUGUCUCCGGAGAUAAUUACCUCAAAUGGGCCCUUGACACCAAGAUCUACCUCAACUCAAAAAGUCUGGGUGAAUGCAUCAAAGAUCCCAACACCGCGACUCAAACAGAACGGUACUCGGCGAUAUUUAUUAUCCGCCAUCACCUCGCUGAGUCUCUCAAGCAACAAUACCUCACUCUUGAGGAUCCACUCGAACUUUGGGUGGCACUGAAAAAGCGAUAUGACCAUCAGAAAACGGUCAUACUGCCCCAAGCCAAGUUCGACUGGAAGAACCUACGGUUCGAAGAUUUCAAAUCCGUCGAAGAAUUCAAUUCUGAACUAUUUCGGAUAGUUGCACUCAUAAAACUAUGUGGCGAGGAGGUCACUGAUAAGGAUAUGCUAGAGAAAACAUUCUCUACUUUUGGCACUCCCAAUGUUGUUCUCCAACAACAAUACCGUGCCAUGAAUCAUAGCACCUAUGAGGAUUUGAUAUCUUGCUUACUGCUUGCUGAGAAGAACAAUCAGCUUCUGUUGAGGAACAGUGCCAUGCGGCCUCCAGGAUCAGCCCCAUUGCCAGAAGGAACCAGAAAAGAGUCCAACUUCGUCCAACGUAACAGAUCCUCAGAUCGUGGACGUGGACGUGGAAAUGGACAUGGACUGCGCGGCAGAGGACGCGGUAGACCGAACCAAGAUAACCGAUCUAACCUCAGUUUUGGUCGGGGUAAGGGUCGUGGUAUCAACAAACCGACCCAAAGAGGCAGUUCAUCUAGACCAACUCCUUGCUCAAGAUGCGGAAUGACUAAUCAUUGGGUCAAGAUCUGCCGUACUCCUAAAUAUCUUGCUGAGCUCUACCAGAAGUAUGGGAAAGAUAAUCAUGAGGCUAACCUGGUUCAUCAAGUCAAUGAAGAUGACUCAAAGGAUGAUAAGAUUGAUGGCAUGGAUUAUGAGCUCUCCGACCUCCUUGAUUGA
Molecule: messenger RNA, 984 nt
Organism: Eutrema salsugineum
Lineage: Eukaryota; Viridiplantae; Streptophyta; Magnoliopsida; Brassicales; Brassicaceae
Exons: 1
Coding region: 1-984 (327 amino acids)
Source: RefSeq, a predicted model, not a curated record